AUGCGUGACGAGCCCAGCCCACCCAUCCUGGGACCAGUGGUGGACAUCACCCACCCAUCCCAGGACCCAUGGCGGGCCCAACCCGCCCGUCCCGGGACCCGUGACAGACAUUGCCCGCCCAUCCCAGGACACGUGGCGGACAUCGACUGCCCAUCCCGGGACGAGUGGCAGGCCCAAGGCCCACCUGUCCCAGUACCAGUGGCGAACAUCGCCCGCCCACCCCAGGACCCGUGGCGGGUCAUCGCCCCCACCCGUACCCCGGACCCAUGGCGGACAAUGCCUGCCCGUUGUGGGGCCUAUAGUGGGUUCAGCUUGCCCGUCCUAGGACCCGUAGCAUGCACGGCCCGCUCGUCCCAGGACCGGUGGCGGGCCCAACCCGCCGGUCCCAGGACCCAUGGCGGACAUCGCCCGCCACCCGUCCCAGGCCCGGCCCGCCCGUCAUGUGACCCGUGGCAGACAUCGCCCGCCCAUCCUGGGACCCUUGGUGGGCCCAGCCCGCCCAACCCAGAACCUGCCGUCCUGGGACCCGAGGCGGACAUCACCCGCCCAUCCCAGCUCCUAUGGCGGGCCCAGCCUGCCCGUCCCAGGAACCAUGGCGGACAUCACCCGCCAGUCCUGGUUCCCAUGGCAGGCCCGGCCCACCAUCCAGGACAAGUGGCGGACAUCGCCUGCCCGUCCCAGGACCCGUGGCGGGCCUUGCCUGCCACUGUCCAACCUCAUCUUCCAGCUGGUCGUUCCGUUCACCCUGGACACCGGCCUUCCUCCCCAGUGACUCCAGGCGACGAUUUCCUUCCUCUAGAAGGCAAUGCCAGCUCGUUCCUCUUGAGUUUUGCCUCCUCAACGUCACACUGGAGUCCACACUUUUCCUUCCAGAGGUCUUCCACUUCCUUCUGCAGGCUUUGGAACCUCAACUCGAGGUCUUUCCUGUUAGAUUCCCUCUUUUCGCUCGCGUCUUUUGUUCCUGGAUGA
This is a messenger RNA of Macrobrachium nipponense, 969 nucleotides long. Its product is annotated as basic proline-rich protein-like. NCBI's taxonomy places the organism in Eukaryota, Metazoa, Arthropoda, Malacostraca, Decapoda, Palaemonidae. The transcript is spliced from 3 exons. The record is from RefSeq and is a predicted model, not a curated record. The coding region runs from base 1 to 969 and encodes 322 amino acids.